AUGGAAUUAAAUUGGUAUAAAUUUAAUAAAUCUAUGAAUAAUAUUAGUGAAUGUGAAGAACUUCCAAAUUUGUUGGAUAUUUUGCAAUUAGCAUAUGGGAUGCCAUUAUUAUUAUUACAUAUUUUUAUUUUUGAAUAUCAAAUUGUAAGAUGUAAUAGAAUGUAUAAUAAUUAUGUUGAUAAUAUAACAAAUUUAUUAGUAGAGAUAAAAAAUCUAUUUAUAUUAUUAAUAGUUAUAUUAACAUCAUUUAUAUUAAAUAUUUUAACAUUAAUUAAAGUUAAAUUAAAAAAUAGAAAAAUUAAAGAAGGAGAAAAUAAGUGUAAUGUUGAAUUAUGUAUAACAUUAUAUACAAUUAUUAACUUUAUUGGAAUGUCUUUAAUUUUUGUUAAUACUAUUUUAGCAAUAAUCGGUGAAAUAUUUACAUUAACAGAUAUUCGAAUAUUUUCUGUUCGAUUCUUUCCUUUUGUAUUUGAUAUAGCAACACUUUUAUAUACUCCUAUAUUUAUAAUUUUUAGGUAA
Molecule: messenger RNA, 519 nt
Organism: Strongyloides ratti
Lineage: Eukaryota; Metazoa; Nematoda; Chromadorea; Rhabditida; Strongyloididae
Exons: 2
Coding region: 1-519 (172 amino acids)
Source: RefSeq, a predicted model, not a curated record